AUGCAUUGGGGUGUUGUGUUCUUGACCACCUGUGUAAUUGCUGUGUUCUUACAUGAAGCACAAGGCCUUGGUGAUGGUGGUAUUGGACUUUCGCUCAGGAAAAAAGCCGAAUUGGCAAGCAAGCUUAACUCCAGAUUUCACUUCGGAAUAAACAGCGGUGACCCUGAAGACGGUGACGAUUUCGAUGAGGACGGAGAAGAUGGAGCAGAUGGAGGAGACGGAGGAGACGGCGGAAUGGGAGGGUUUGGUGGGUUUGGUGGAGAUGGGGGGCGCGGAGGAGAUGGAGGAGACGGGGGAGACGGCGGAGACGGCGGGGAUGGAGGGGAUGGAGGAGAUGGAGGAGAUGGAGGAGAUGGAGGCGACGGAGGUUGCUUCGUUCUCACGUUGCACCAAGCUGAUGGUAGAGGAAGAAUGUCACUGGACAGUUCUGCCAAACUUGAGAAGAAACUGAAAACGAAGGGAGAACUCCGCAAAAGGUUGAGUUUUGGAGGGGACGACGAUAGUGAUCCCGAAAGCUCUGACAGUGGCAGGCGGCGAUCUAGCAAACGCAGAGGCGGGAGUGGAGGCGAUGGUGGAGCUGGCAUCGGAAUUGGAAUAGGAGGCGAUGGAGGCGAUGGCAGCGACGGAGGGGACGGAGGAGAUGGUGGAGCUGGCAUCGGAAUUGGAAUAGGAGGCGAUGGAGGCGAUGGCAGCGACGGAGGGGACGGAGGAGAUGGUGGAGCUGGCAUCGGAAUUGGAAUAGGAGGCGAUGGAGGCGAUGGUGGAUUGAAUGGCGACGGUGGCGAUGGAGGACCUGGUAUAGGAGUCGGAGUCGGUGGUCGAGGUGGAGAUGGCGGCAAUGGAGGCAGCGGAGGAGCCGGCGUAGGAGUUGGAGUAGGUGGCUCCGGUGGUGAUGGCGGACUGAAUGGCAAUGGUGGUGACGGAGGAGCUGGUAUAGGGGUCGGAAUCGGAGGUCCAGGUGGAGUUGGCAGCAGCGGAGGCGGCGGAGGCGACGGCGGACCUGGCAUAGGAGUCGGAGUAGGUGGUUCUGGUGGUGAUGGUGGACUAAAUGGCAACGGCGGAAAUGGAGGGUCCGGCACAGGAGUUGGUAUCGGAGGAUCAGGUGGUAAUGGAGGGCUGUCCGGCAACGGAGGAAAUGGAGGAUCCGGCACUGGAGUUGGGGUGGGAGGAUCAGGUGGUAAUGGUGGGGUUUUCGGCAACGGCGGAAAUGGAGGGUCCGGCACAGGAGUUGGUAUCGGAGGAUCAGGUGGUAAUGGAGGGCUGUCCAGCAACGGAGGAAAUGGAGGAUCCGGCACUGGAGUUGGUGUGGGAGGAUCAGGUGGUAAUGGAGGUCUAAACGGCAACGGUGGAAAUGGAGGAUCUGGCAUAGGAGUUGGAGUAGGAGGAUCAGGUGGUAAUGGAGGGGUUUUCGGCAACGGCGGAAAUGGAGGGUCCGGCACAGGAGUUGGUAUCGGAGGAUCAGGUGGUAAUGGAGGGUUAAACGGCAACGGUGGAAAUGGAGGAGCUGGCGUAGCAGUUGGAAUAGGAGGAUCAGGUGGUAAUGGAGGGUUUUUCGGCAACGGCGGAAAUGGAGGGUCCGGCACAGCAGUUGGAGUAGGAGGAUCAGGUGGCAAUGGAGGGUUAAACGGCAACGGUGGAAAUGGAGGAGCUGGCACAGCAGUUGGAAUAGGAGGAUCAGGUGGUAAUGGAUUGUUUUUCGGCAACGGCGGAAAUGGAGGAUCUGGUACAGCAGUUGGAGUAGGAGGAUCAGGUGGUAAUGGAGGGUUUUUCGGCAACGGCGGAAAUGGAGGGUCCGGCACAGGAGUUGGAAUAGGAGGACAAGGAGGCAAUGGCGGGGGAACAAUAAUUAUUCCUGGAUGA
Molecule: messenger RNA, 1860 nt
Organism: Ornithodoros turicata
Lineage: Eukaryota; Metazoa; Arthropoda; Arachnida; Ixodida; Argasidae
Exons: 3
Coding region: 1-1860 (619 amino acids)
Source: RefSeq, a predicted model, not a curated record